AACCCACUUGCCACUCCCUCUUUGUUUCACAAUUUUUUCCUAAGCCCAUCACUGUUCUCUCCCUUUCCCUUUCCACUUUGUCUAUACAGAGUUAGCUAAUAUUAUUGUUCAUGAGCAUGGCCAUGGCUAGGCUUUUCUUAUUGUCUGCUCUCUGUGUUCUUCUUCCAGCACUCGUCUUGGGCCAAUUCCAAAUCCAAGGCCGUAUCUAUUGCGACAAUUGCCGUUUUGGGUUCGAAACUGAAAUCACAACUUACAUUCAAGGUGCAACGGUGAGACUUGAGUGUGUAAACAGGACCAACUUACAGGUAAUGUACAGUGCUGAGACACAGACAGACUCAACGGGAACAUACAACUUUGAUGUUAAGGAAGACCACCAGGACCAGAUGUGCAACUGCCUUCUGGGUAAAAGCCCAGUUGCUAAUUGCAACAAAGCAGAUCGGGGACGCAAAAUUGCCUCUGCAGUUCUCACAGCCUACAAUGGUGUAGUCAACCGGUUUCAUAAGGUCAACUCUAUGGGCUUCUUAAUCAAUGAGGCUUUGCCCCACUGCAAGCAACUUCAUAACAAGUACUUUGCAUCCGAGUGAAUAAUAUCGAUCAUUGAAAUAAGAAGUGUAUUGAAUUAUGAUGAUCAUGAUCAUCUCGAUCGAUCUCAUUAUAGUUAGUUUGUGAUCAUUUUCGUCUGUCUUAUAUAUUAAUUGGUUCUUUUUAUAUUUCUGAUAAUUAUGUCUCUUUUAUCUUGGUGGGAUAUUAUUUAUGAAUAAAGUUUUAGACAUAUAA
Molecule: messenger RNA, 777 nt
Organism: Ziziphus jujuba (common jujube)
Lineage: Eukaryota; Viridiplantae; Streptophyta; Magnoliopsida; Rosales; Rhamnaceae
Product: protein DOWNSTREAM OF FLC
Exons: 2
Coding region: 111-584 (157 amino acids)
Source: RefSeq, a predicted model, not a curated record